AUGGUCGUAAAAUUCGAAGAUCCGGACAACUUCUUGAAUCCCAUUAUUCCAGGUGGCUUCCCAGAUCCGUCAAUUUGCAGGGUCGGCGACGUCUACUACAUCUGCAACUCUUCUUUCGAAUACUUCCCGGGUCUGCCGAUCCACGAGAGCACAGACUUGGUAAACUGGAGAUGGGUGGGCUAUGGUCUACACAGGAAAGAGCAGGUGAGCUCAGCAGUGAACCUCGUUGAUGUGAAGUCUGAGGAUGGCAUUCAAGCCCCAUCUCUCCGAUACAAGGAUGGGACAUUCUACAUUAUCACCACCUGCGUGUAUCGUCCACCCGGAACUGACGAGGGAACCUGCACGAACUUCAUCAUCACGGCAUCGGACAUUCAUGGCCCCUGGUCAGAUCCCCAUGUCAUCGAAGGUGCCCCAGGCAUAGAUCCCGACAUCUUCUUUGAUGAUGAUGGGAAGGCCUGGUACGUGGGAACUGCGGCGCCCGACAAGGCAAAUUAUCCAGGAGAAGGAGAGCUCUACUGCCACGAGCUAGACUUGGGGGCCUUCAAGUUGGUCGGAGAGCGGCACCACUUGUGGCGGGGAGCUCUCCAUGGCGGUGUUUUCGUGGAGGGGCCGCACAUGUACAAGCACGAAGGCUCGUACUACCUCAUGGCGGCUGAAGGCGGCACCGGCGUGAACCAUGCAGAAGUCAUUGCUAUUAGUGACAAGGUCACUGGCCCUUUCUAUCCAAACGACCGGAACCCAAUCUUGACCUCGCGCCACCUCUCUUAUGAUAACUGGGUCCACAGCACAGGACAUGGUGAUCUGUUCCAGCUGCCAGACGGGCGAUGGUUCAUGGUGUGUUUGGGGGUGCGAGCGGAGGAGGGUAAACAGGGCAUGAAGCGCUCAAACAUGGGGCGGGAAACACACCUAGUACCGGUUCGCUGGGAGCGAGAGCCAAUGGAGUGGCACUCUUUGGGACCUGCCGGAGAGAGGCUGUGGCCUGUUUGUGCACCGGAUACCGGCCGUGUCGAGCGUCAAUCGGUUCUUCCUUUAAAGUCGAUGCAGCUGCAUGCUUGCAACACCUUUCGUGACACUUUCGAAUCGCCAUCCCUGCACCCAGAGUGGAACUUUCGGCGUGUUCCGAGAGAAGGAAUGUAUGUCCUCAGCCCUGGAUGUUUGCGGCUGAAUGCCCAGCCACAAGUGAUUGAGGAGCGUGCGUCUUGUAGCUUAAUGGGGAUACGACAGCGGCAAAGUGAGUUUACGUUCCUCACUAAGAUGACCUUCAAUCCAGUCACAGAUGGUGUGGAGGCUGGCACAAGUGUUUUCCAGAAGGAUGACAACUACGUCAACUUCGUCGUGCAGCUCAUGGGAGGAAAGCACAGGGUGUGCGUCACCCUGAAGGAGCGAGGAAAGGAAGAGCGUGCUCUUUACGGCGAUGAUCUCGCCGCUUACAAGGGCAGCAUCACAUUCAGGAUCGAAUCCUGCAACCACACAUACAGUUUUAGCUACUCGCUGGAUGAUGGGGCUAGCUUUACUUCGUGUGCGGAGAUGGCUGCAGACCUUUUGCUGAGCUACGGGUACACUGGCAGCUACCUUGGGCUCUACAGCACCAGCAAAGGAAAGCCUUCCGAAGACUAUGCCGAGUAUGCUUUUGUUCAGCACACCGCUUCGCUGCGUUUACCAGCACGUGGUGGGAGCAGACGUCUGUCUCUGCUGUGGCAAGCCAUUUACAUCGCUUGGAACUCAGAGUCCAUGGAAGGCCAGCAGAAAGCUGUGACCUUCCAGAACAGCUUCAGCGGUCCCACCAGCUUAGUCCAGCCGGUAGUGGCACUUCUUGUCAAGAAGGGGGAUGGAGAAGUCUCAUCUACGAAUUCCUGGCUGGCGGUGAUGCUCGAUUUUGCGUCCAUGGCGUUUGUUUGCAAUCUGUUCCAACUUCUGUUCGUGCUUUGUGUGGCAAUCGGUGUUAACAUGCAACUGGUAUACACUGUUCGCAAGCUUUUGGCCGGCUGUGGGCACAAGGUCACCCGGUUUGAGUGGAGAGCGCGGCUGAGUGCUUGCCUGGAUGCUGCAUGUGGCCUGUCUCAUCUGCACAACAUGACGCCGCGGGCUUUCCAUCGCGAUAUCAAGGGCCCCAACAUCCUCCUAGACAAGAACGGAACUGCCAAGAUGGCCGACUUCGGGCUCUCGUGCGUGUCCGCCGGCGCCCAGCACAAAGUGCAGCAGGCCAGUGGCACCGUUGGCUAUGCAUGUCCAGAGUAUAUCCGGACCGGCAUCAUCACGGAAGGAAGUGAGGUGCACAGCUUCGGGAUGGUCGUUCUGGAGGUGCUUACUGGCGCCCCGCCCGCUGUUGCCAAACCAAACACGCCAGGAGAGUUCAGCUAUCUGGUGGACCACAUCCGUGGCAGCAAGACCAAGGUGGCGCAAAUGCUGGAUUCGACCGGCAACUUUCCACAGUCUGUGUCACAGGCAAUGACGGAUGUGGCCUUCCGCUGCAUCCAGCCGGUUCCAGCGGAGCGGCCCCUCUUCAAGCUUCUGGUGGAGGAAUUGAGGGAACUGCACCUGUCUUCGGCGGCACUCGCCACGGAUGCCACGAGCACGACCAAUGGAGGCUCUGCUGCUACUGGUGCACACCAGGAUCAAGCUCCAGGGCUGCCUCGAGAGUCGCGGGAGCGUGAGAAGCCCCAGGUACGGCGAGUGGUACUUUCAGCUGGCUUGGCUGUUCUCAGUCGCUACCGCGGAAGUGGAGUCUGGCUCCGUGGACAGAUCCUCAAGGACAACGGCAAUGGCACUUUCCAGAUCCAGUAUGAUUCUGGGGAGAUCGAGCUGAACGUUCCUUCUGCGAACCUUCGCCUAGAGAGGACGGAAGUCCCAGCCACGCCUGCUGGGUGGCGUGUCGCCAGACCGGAGCUUGAGGGUCAGAGCCAGCUCGGCCAGCUCAGCCAGCUUCCUCCGCAGCCGGUCCCGCAGCCGGCUCCGCAACCGCUGCAGCCGGUCCAAUUGAAUGCGGGACCUCCGGCGCCGCCGCCACCGCCCCAGGGUCGGAUCGGUGCGGCACCUGCACCUCAAUGGGCAGCCGCUGCUGCGCCUGCAGCUGCUGCACAAGCUCCUGCAGGGAUUGGAAUGGCGCCAGCUCCCAGGCCAAAGGCGCCUGCACCUCCAAAUCCUGAGCGGAGCGCUGAUGCGGAAAAGGAUUGGCCGACACUCGGAGUGGACGGAGGAGAUGCAUCCGGGAACCAGGAAUUCCUCGACCCCAGUGCUGUUCCGCCCUACCACUUCUGGUGCAUCUAUGCGGAGGGUGUGGACCUGGCCACGCUGACCUCUGAGCAGCGUGCUGUGCCGGGCAGCGGCAGCGCGGAGUCGAUUUUCGGCAGAACGGCACAGCCGAAUGCUGUCUGGGAGACUCUGGUGCCCAAUAGGUUCAACCACUCGACCAUCUCUCGCGAGCACCUGAAGGUGAUUGCGCGCAGCUCUUCCAAGCAUCUGGGUGUACCCCAGGUGUCCUUCGGCAUCACUUGCUUGUCUCAGAAUUCCAUCUUCUUGAACGGGCAACACAUGGACAGAAGUACGGGAGAGCAUCCGCUGCAGCAUGGGGACGUGCUGUCCCUGGCCGCUCAUCCGGUGUCGUCGGGCGACGGCCAGAAGAAAGUCUUCGUUGUUUUCCAGUUCGAGGUGCUGGGGCCGAGCCCCGCUGCAGCAGCCCUGCCUACGAUCCGGCCGAGCGAUGACUGCGAUGUGCAGGAGGAGCCGAUGCAGCUGCAACCAGCGAGAGGGCCCUUCGAUGUCCUUCACAGCCAAGAGGAACUGCAGCGCCCUCCAAAUGGAACAGUAGCCGGUCGAUGGCGCACCUCGGCCUCGGCGCCUGCUCCUUCCGAUGCGCUCUACGCUCUCGAGGUUCACGGAGAUGAGGUCCGGGAAUGGCUGCCUGCCGAAGAGAGGCAGCUCUUCGGUUGUGAGCCUGCUUCGGAGGCUGCCUCGCCAUGGCUUCGUGUCGGCCGCUUCUAUCAAAGGGGGCUUUGGGAGCGCAUCCUCACCGAUGAAGUGCUCAAAGGAGGCACUUUGUGGGGAUCCAUCAUGGCACAGGACCACUUCGAAAUUCUGGCUGUCCGGAAGAACAACCCACGGUCUUCCGAGCCACCGGACUACUGCUUCAGAUUGCGCGUGCUGAGCGCAGCUGGAGUCACGCUGAACUACAGCAUGGUCUGCACUUCAGGUGACGAAAGGGAGCUGGGGCCUAGCGAUACGCUGACCCUGCGGCGCCCCGUUGCAAGAGGCACCCCCUCACAGCCCGUUCGGGAAAACGGCUCAGACGGCCAACACUUGAAGGGCUUUCACAUGACCUUCAUACCACUCGUGGGGCCUUUGUCAAAGCAAAGGUCUGAGUCCGAGACGGAGUUCGCAAGCUUCCUUGAGCCGGAGCCGGGCGAACGUCCGCAACUUCCAGAGCUGUCAGACUCUGAGAACGAGGGGUCCGGUCACGGGAGACCAGGAGGAAGCGCUUCACUUCUGGCCUCUGCGUAUCCGCGUGCGGGGGCACUGCGGCCACCAACCGACGUGCUACCCAUCAACAGCGAAAGCUUCGACGAGGUGAACCCCUUUGUCGCUCCUCGCCCUCUUGGAUCUAGCUACACACACUCCAAGCAGGAGCUUGUUGGAACGAGAAUCCUCGAGCCACGACCUGCAAAAGACAAGGAGUCGGUGGAGCCAGAUGAUUUGUUUGCUCGUACAGGUUUUCGACAAGAUGGAGUUCCACCAAACGAGGACAGUGACAGGUAUUAA
Molecule: messenger RNA, 4755 nt
Organism: Symbiodinium sp. CCMP2592
Lineage: Eukaryota; Dinophyceae; Suessiales; Symbiodiniaceae
Source: the annotation of a GenBank genome assembly